AUGAGCGAUCUCGAUAAAGCCAUCGCGCAGUUGCGCUCAUGUCGACCCAUACCUGAGACGCAGGUCAGAGAGCUGUGCUACAAGGCACGAGAGCUGCUGAUCGAAGAGGGCAAUGUCGUCACAGUCAAUGCGCCCGUCACGAUAUGCGGUGAUAUCCACGGCCAGUUCCACGACUUGAUGGAGCUCUUCCGCGUCGGCGGUGAUGUUCCCGACACCAACUAUCUCUUCAUGGGCGACUUUGUCGACCGCGGCUUCUACUCGCUCGAAUCCUUCCUCCUUCUCCUCUGCCUCAAAGUCCGCUACCCCGAUCGCAUCACCUUAAUCCGCGGAAAUCACGAAUCACGUCAGAUCACCACCGUCUACGGCUUCUACGAUGAAUGUCUGCGCAAAUACGGCAGCGCCAACGUCUGGCGGUACUGCUGCGAGGUCUUUGACUACCUCGCUCUGGGUGCUCUGAUCCUUGGUGCCGCCUCCGAACUUGGUCCUACUUCUGCCGAGCUGCCUUCAGACGCAGGCCAGCCCAUACCCGAAUCUCUCGAAGACGUCGAGAUCGAAAUCAUCAACUCACACAACCAAGUCAUGAACCGCUUCCCUCGCGCAAAAGCUUCGACCGAGUCGUCGGUGCCCAACAUCCCCUCAAAUACUGGCCCCGCUGGUACAGGCGCAACAUCAUCAAGCGGCGGAUCUGUAUCAAAUCCUGGAGGUGCCGUGUUGUGUGUACACGGCGGUCUAAGUCCUUUGAUCGACAGCAUUGAUAAGAUCAGGCUCAUCGAUCGAAAGCAAGAAGUCCCCCACGAAGGUGCCAUGUGCGACCUUCUCUGGUCAGAUCCAGACGAGAUAGACGGCUGGGGUCUAUCACCACGAGGAGCUGGCUUCCUAUUCGGUGCUGAUAUCGUCAAGCACUUCAACCACAAGAAUGACCUCAGUCUGAUAGCCCGAGCGCAUCAACUCGUUAUGGAAGGUUUUAAGGAAAUGUUCGACAACACCAUCGUUACUGUCUGGAGUGCUCCCAACUAUUGUUACCGCUGUGGAAACGUCGCCGCCAUCUUGGAGUUGUCAGAAGAUGGAAGCAACGGUGGCUACACACCACGCAGCAAUGGUGAAAUUGACCGAUCAGCAGGGAUUGUGUCUGAACUGGAACUCAAACAAGGGCCUGGCAGGAGGUAUCGCGUCUUCGAAGCCGCGCCGCAAGAUUCCAGGGGAAUGCCUGCAAAGAAGCCCGUUGCUGAUUACUUCUUGUAA
This is a messenger RNA of Aureobasidium pullulans EXF-150, 1242 nucleotides long. RefSeq names its product Metallo-dependent phosphatase. Lineage: Eukaryota; Fungi; Ascomycota; Dothideomycetes; Dothideales; Saccotheciaceae. The coding region runs from base 1 to 1242 and encodes 413 amino acids. Gene Ontology annotation, molecular function: protein serine/threonine phosphatase activity. Gene Ontology annotation, biological process: peptidyl-serine dephosphorylation; double-strand break repair via homologous recombination. Gene Ontology annotation, cellular component: cytoplasm; nucleus. The record is from RefSeq and is a predicted model, not a curated record. The transcript has 3 exons.